AUGAACAACAUCUGCCAGCAACUUCAAGGGACUACAUCAAGUAAAAUGGAAGCAGCAACUGCACUACCAGCUUACGGUGCUCUACGACUCCGGGCACAGACAGACGCACACGGUGGCCGCCUGACCGGCCGUAGGGGCUCCCGAGAGCGCCAGCGGAGCCGCGUGUCCCGCAGUAAGGAACGAGGGGAGCGGGAGCACCGUGGCCGAACACCGUGGGGCAGCAGCGACCCCUCCUCGGGCUGCCCCCUGGGAAGGACAGCGCAGCGCGGAGCCGUGCGCACCCGCGUCUCUUUGUUCGGCGGCCAAAUGACCGGAGCGGCCACACCAGCACCGCCGUGCUCAGCCCCGGAAGAGUGGUCCGAAAGGAGCCACAGAGCCAGGAGGCGGCCAGACCCCGUCCCGCGGAGCCGUCGGCAGAAGCGAACGUUACCUGCCCUAUCACCACGUCGGCGAGAGAGACUGGAAAUAAGAGCAGCCCCAAAUCCAACGACUUCAAAUGAAAAAAGAACUGGCUGGGAGAACUUUGCCAAGGAGCGCUCCGCACCAGAGCCGCGGUGGAAAUGGCUCCAGCAACACACUUGCAAUUCUCGCAGCUGUGUGAGAGAGCCGGGGCUAAACACCGCCCCUGCACAGCUGAUCCCUCUCAGAAGAAAGGAGUUUUGGCAAGAAGUACUGUCUAGAGAUCUAAAAACAUACAUGAAGUCAUCAUUACUGAUGGAAGGAAGAAGGGGAAUGCUGCAAAACUACUGGAGAACUGCACUUUCAUUUUGUGCACACACACAAAAAAAAGUAGUACCGGAUCACCUUCUCCUGCCUGGACGUGGCUUUUCUCCUUUAUCAGCCUGUAAUUGGACUCUCACUUUGACAGUGUGUAGCACUCCACAACAAAGAGCCUAA
Molecule: messenger RNA, 897 nt
Organism: Lagopus muta (rock ptarmigan)
Lineage: Eukaryota; Metazoa; Chordata; Aves; Galliformes; Phasianidae
Exons: 5
Coding region: 1-897 (298 amino acids)
Source: RefSeq, a predicted model, not a curated record